Molecule: messenger RNA, 969 nt
Organism: Pestalotiopsis fici W106-1
Lineage: Eukaryota; Fungi; Ascomycota; Sordariomycetes; Amphisphaeriales; Sporocadaceae
Exons: 2
Coding region: 1-969 (322 amino acids)
Source: RefSeq, a predicted model, not a curated record
AUGAACAACGAGACUGUCGGUUCACUCCUGGCCGUCAUUGCGAAUUCGAUCAACGAUGGCCUCCGUAUUAUGAUGUUCGCCGACAAGCGCGUCUGGGGCCCUGACGAGUUUGAGCAGCUGAGAUUACUGGAAGAGACCCUGGACGAGGCAAAGAAGGACUUUCAGAGCUUACCGUCACUUAUACACGGGCGAGGAUACUAUGAGCAUGACAGAAAAGUCGAAUCACUCGAGGACCUCCGAUUAUUAUGCACGCGGUUCGAGCUUCAUGCACAAAACUUCAAGGAAUGGGUGAAAACGGGCGGCCCCAUCAAUCCAAUAUGGGCGCGCGAGACGAUUGAACUUCGCAACGAUCUACACCGAGCACAAUGUCGAGCGGCGAGGCGCAUAUUCAACUCGGAGCAGGAGACAAGGACCCGCUGUCUGGGUGCCUUUCAGGUUCACAGGGUACAACGGUCACCCGAGAACUCGCAGCAGAGGGGCCUCGAGGAGCUCGUGGUUUGCAACUCGACGGGUAAAUUUGAACGCUUUGGCGAGGGUGAUAUUGCCUUUGCCUGCGACUUUUGCGACGGGCACAUUGUAUGGGAAGACCUCAGAGAAAUGCCGUCGAUUAGAAGAGUAACACAAGACGCUCCCGAACCUACCAGCGCUUCUGGUAUGGCGCCCGCGCAGGACAAGACUUGGGAGGCGAUAGGUUUCAAGUCGUCGGAUGGGGAAGAAAAGACGAUUGUGUUCGCACCGGUCGCGAUAGCAAAUCACCUGCCCCCGGAACCCGGCGCGUGGGAGGCCCGGAUUCUGUGUCCGUUCUGUGACGACUAUUAUACGGAAGAACAGGGCGAGAACGACAUGGACAGGGUGAAAUGGAAUCUCGACGAGGGUGGUUACGGCGACCUGAAUGAGUUCCACGAGCAUCUUGCCUGGAGCCACGCAGAGAGUUCACUGCAGAAAGCGGCUAACUGCUCCAUCAUGUGA